Messenger RNA from Orbicella faveolata, 1476 nucleotides. RefSeq names its product NFX1-type zinc finger-containing protein 1-like. Gene Ontology annotation, cellular component: nuclear RNA-directed RNA polymerase complex. Lineage: Eukaryota; Metazoa; Cnidaria; Anthozoa; Scleractinia; Merulinidae. Gene Ontology annotation, biological process: regulatory ncRNA-mediated heterochromatin formation. The record is from RefSeq and is a predicted model, not a curated record. Gene Ontology annotation, molecular function: helicase activity.
AACACGAUAAAACAUGUUCAUAGAGUAAGGAGCGUAUUUUAUGACGUUAUCAUGACCAAUCGUGGUGCGUGCCAUUCCUUGGAUAUUUGAUAGAGUAGCUUAACUGACCUCAAUACCUGGCAAAACAUUAAAUUGUUGAAUAAUUCAGAUCUUUAAGCUAACCGUUUUCUUAGCUAGAUUUGUAAGUUGAAUGACGUAACUUGCGCUAUCUGUCAUACACAACUGGAGUAUUUUUCUCGGCUACGUUUUGUAAUUCUACAGGUGGGGAGCCGCUGGCCUGAACAUAGGUUCGAACAAAAAAGAACGCUGACUGGAAAGCUUUGGGCAAUGCGGUCUCGAGUGAGCGAAGCCUUCAGGAAGCUUAAAGAAUCCAGUAUUUUCAAUGCAGAGAUAUUCUUGAAUGAGGCUUCAAGAGACCAGAUUAAGUGCCUUUUGGUGGAUACCGAACGCGAGACAGUUGAGAAGUUACUUGAUAAACAAGAUUAUGGUGGUCUAAAAUCGUUUGUCGAAAAAGCCCUGAAAGAAUGGCUUCCCAAACUGAAGAAAUUUGACAGUUUUGCACGUAAAGAGAAGGUACCUCCAGAGGAGGAUGGGAAAGCAAAACGUAACACUGAAGACACUGCUGCCAAGUCCCAAAAGAGUUCUACUAGUAGCAAAAAGCAGAAGAACAAAGAGGAUCAAGAACAAGAAAACCCAAAUGACCUCAGAGAUCCUACUAUGGAGCAAAGAGAACGACUUCUUGCGGUGGAUGAAGAACUUCUGGAUGACGAAGACAAAGAAAUCAUGGACAAAGAAAUUAAGAAAAAGGAGGCUCUUGUACCACAAGAACGUAGAGAGACCAUUGAUGAAACGUGUACACGCAAGCUAAUUUCUAUUGAUGAAACAAAUUUGCAGCGAAAUCUUCUGAAUGCCAGCAAAGUGUGGGAACUUAAUGAAGAUAAACGAAUUCAGCUUGUGUAUGUUUUUCAAAGCUCUCAUCGUAAGAAGGCCUGUGCAGAGUUCCUGGCUGUCAGCCAAGCAUACAUGCAGAUACAUCAAGAGCUGGAAGAGUUAAAAAAUCAACAUAACAUUGAAGUGAUGAGAACAUGCGAUGUCAUUGGUAUGACUGUCACUGGUGCGACAAUCAGGGCAAACCUAUUAGCUGAUAUAAAACCUUCCGUGAUGAUAGUCGAGGAGGCUGCCGAAAUCCUUGAAGGACAGCUUGUUGCUGUCAUACCACCUUCAGUUCAACAUCUCAUUAUGAUUGGUGACCACCAACAGCUUAAACCUCUUGUGAACUUCCACAGACUCAAGAAACAUCAUCUUGAUCUCUCUAUGUUUGAGAGGCUUGUCAACUGCGAUUUGCCUUGCAAGCAACUUAAAUUUCAGUCCCGAAUGAGGGAUGAGUUCGUAGACUUGCUCCGAGUGCUGGAGAUUUAUGGGGAACUGAAAACAAAGGAAGAGGUAAUCACUGACAUUCACACGCACUUUGAUUAA